Messenger RNA from Cephus cinctus (wheat stem sawfly), 9836 nucleotides. RefSeq lists its product as uncharacterized. Gene Ontology annotation, biological process: signal transduction. Gene Ontology annotation, molecular function: phospholipid binding; protein binding. The record is from RefSeq and is a predicted model, not a curated record. The coding region runs from base 544 to 7785 and encodes 2413 amino acids. Lineage: Eukaryota; Metazoa; Arthropoda; Insecta; Hymenoptera; Cephidae. The transcript is spliced from 25 exons.
AAGUUUUUUCUUCAGUUCCUUGGCUAUCCCGAAGGCUGGGUGUCUGACUGGCUGAAUGGUUGGCUGGCUGGUUAGGCAUCGCAGCAUCGGAGAGUGCCGCCAUGUUACCGUGUAGUUGUACUCGCCACUAUUGCCGCUGCUUCACGCUCCCCACGUACUCGCCGUUGCUCUCGUUACCGUCACAAGUGAUACGUCUGCAUUUACGCGACUCACCUCGUCGCAAUCCAAUACACAAUUCCUAAUAACAAAGCAGUGAACAAAAGCGCGUGUCCUCCUGUCGUCAGAACAGCCGUAUUGUUUAUGGCGUGAUCGCGAUCGUUUUCGCGCUGGCCUUAAGGAUCUUACAAGUCGAUUCGCAUCGCGUCCUACUGGCGUUUGCGAGUAUGCGUCGUAACGCAACGCCAGUCCACGAGACUCCAGACGAACCUGAGUGUCGUGAUUGUGAAAAUAAGUGCGUGAUCGUGGGUAGCAGCGCAGGACGCCGAUGAGGACUAUUGCUGGCACCAAAGGAGCUGUUCCAAGGAUUUCCAAAGUGGAGAAGCAAUGGCGGACGACCGAACCACUCCGCAGGGGAUCGUCGCAUCCGUGCACGCGUUAGGACACGCCUCGCCACCGCCACCGGCACCCUCGUCUGCUGGCACGAAAGAGGGCACUCCGCCACGGGGACCCAGGACGCUUCUUCUGCGACGCAGCGAAAAUGGCUUUGGAUUUACCCUACGCCAUUUUAUCGUCUAUCCGCCCGAGUCCUGUUGCAUGUUGCCGGGACACGAGCGGACGAGGAUCGACGAGCCGAUGGACACGAUCUUCGUGAAACAGGUGCGAGCGAAGUCGCCGGCAGCGGAAGCGGGUUUACGGACCGGAGACCGGGUUGUGUCCGUGGACGGGGCGCCGACGCGUGGCGAGCAAUACGCCAGCGUCGUGCAACGUAUUCAGCAGGCGGGUCCUUGGCUACGUUUGUUGGUUGUAUCCAAGGAGGACGAUAUUUUGCAGAGGUACUUUGGUGACACGGCCCACAACCCCGAGACGAAUCAACGACCGCGACUACGUUCACCCGAGAGGACGUCGCAGAAGCAGCGUCGAUCGAGCAGCAUGAUCCCAGGGCCGUCUCCUCGAAGCAGACAGUCGUGGGUGUGUUCGACUUCCGGCUCCGAGAAUCAGGUCACCGGUACGGAAAGUUACAAGCAACGCGAAGACGUUUGCAAGGACCCUAAGAUGAUCGUGUCCUCGCAACGGAGGCCACUGGAAGCUCACAAUCAGGAUAGCGCGACGCUGUACGAAAAAGCGGAAAGAAAUCAGCAACGACGACAGCAGAAGGAUCUACUGAACGCGACGCCCCAGCCGUACAGACCUCCGCCGGACAGCAGGUUCGAUCUUUACGACAGAACGCGACCCGAAUCCAUCUACUCUCGACCCAGCACAGAGCAGCUCUACGACAGGAUCAAGGAUCCGAUCUACGAACGAGUAAAGCCUGACAGCAGUAACUUUGGAAAGUCCUUAGAUCGCUAUCCGAUGUCCAGGGCGGAACCUCAGGUUCCAAUUUAUCGACCUGGCAGAAGGAUCGUUGCCAGACGCGCUAGCGAAGGUAGCGGUAUCGUUAACGACAUCGAUAUUUCCGGUCCCUUCGGUAGCGCCGAUGCGCUCAAGCAAUCCAGCAAUCCUGGAUCACGGCUCAGUAUGGAUUCUUCUCCUGCCAGCAAGGAGAGUCUCUCUUCUUACGACUCGAACUCCACGCUCACCGGAAACGAGUGCUCCGAUGAUUCUGUCAUUAUGACCAGGCUGCGCAAGAGUUUCGAACAGAAGGAGGAAUUCCUGAGGAGGCCGAGCCAUCCGAUUGGGUGGUUAUCGCCCGAAGAAUCCGCUAGGUCGACGGCCCAUGUACAGCCUCUGAUACAACGUGAAUUUUAUGCGAGACCUCAGAAGUUACAGAGACAGGUUUGGCCACCGAGCGAACAGCAACAGCAGCAGCAUUCAGCGACUUUGCCCAGACAACAGUCACCAAGUAGAAGCUCAAUGGAACGCGCAAGUAAAUCCGGCGGGAAGCCGUCGAAUCAGAACGUGCAAAGAGUCAAAACUGAUAUGGACUCUGAAUCGGAGUACACUGGCAACAGGAGCAGUCCUAACGAACUUCCUCCGAGUGCCGAAGAAAUUCAAGCAGUUCGCGAUCAUUUCUAUUCCUCUCUCUACGACUGCAAUGGACAAUUCGUAAAGGAAAAUCAUUUCAAGUAUGGCUCCAGUACUCCACAGUUUCGUCCAGCGAACAAUGCGCCGCAGAGGAACUCGACCUCGAACAAAGCCUUCGUGACGACUUUGUCGCGGAUACAUGAGAACGUGACCACGGGUCAGCACAACCAGGACCAGCAUCAUCAAUCGCAGCAGGCUCAGGAUCUCAGGAAUGGCACGGCAUCCUUACCUUCGUCGCCUGGACCGGAUAAGAAGAGCGGGGAGAAAUUCCCCGUGCCUCCGCAAGGACUGCAGAUCGUUUCACGUCGCGCCAAGCAGUUCGAAUCCGGACGACUUCUGAGCGACGACGACGAGCCUACCAGCGACAGGACGAGCCUCUACAAGAGCGAACUCUCCAGGCUGUCGAGUAAACGGAGCGUUCCUAACGUCGCUGUCCGAAAAAGGGAAUUUGAGUCUAAGGCUGAGUGUCAGGAACCCAGGCGAAUAGCCAAUCACCGAGAGAGCAAGUCACUCGACGCUGGUAGGGGAUUAUCUGGGAACAGAAUCAUUCCCAUAGGCAGCAAGUACAUCCAUUGUGAACCUCCAGCUGGCUAUAGGGAAGUCAAAGAAAUUCCGACAAUGGAAACGGAGCCAGUCCGUCUAAGGGCGCGGAGCAAUAGUGCAGAGUCCUGGGAGGCAGCGAACGGAUCUUCCAGAAGGAACGCGAGGCAUACCUGGCAAACUGAACAGGACGACUCCGAGAGUAAACGUAACAAGGCCAAAAGACAGGACAGCUACUUACAGGCUGUCAGGACUCAGCUCGAACGGGAGCCACAGUGUCUACGUCAUCAGGAUGCGAUUGACAAAUCAACGGAAGAUGAACCCAACGCACCUCUCUUUCCCACAACGUUAUACGAUAUUGAGGCUGAUGUGGAUUCGUCGUUAUCUACCAUGGGUCCUAUGCCCCACGUGAGAGUCACUCCUCCCAAUUGUGAUCCCUACACUCCUCCGUCUUCACCUGUUUUCGAUCCUGGAUCCUCGACAAGUAGAGAAGGUCCAUCGCCACAGCAUCAUCGCUAUGACUGCACGGCACUACCCGAUGUGGAAACACCUGAAGAUAGCGAUGAACUUCUAGCUCCUGCGAGUUCCUCGGCCAGCAACGGCGUCGUCCUGAGACGUCAGAAGAAUGCACAGAUCAGCGACGAGGAUCGUGCCACUAGGAGAGUGUCCUACCUUAAGGCCACUUGGGGCGAGCGCAUGCACGUGGACAGUGACCUUGAACUGAGCGACACGGAACCGGUACACGCUUUAAGAAGUGCACAUAGACGCUGGCGUCCUCCGCUAUUUCCAAGUGACAUAACACCUCUGCGACGCAUCUUCGAGGACGUCACUCAGGCGGCGUCGCUGCAUCGGCAUUCUCAUCGUAACAGCAUCCCCGGAACUCAUGGUUUACCCUGCAGCGGUGGCAACGGAAGUGACGUCGUGACGUCAAAGGAUGCCGAACCCGUCGAGCGAGAAGGAUCUCUUCACGUCAAGUUUACGGUUCUCGAUGGCAAGCGUUCCACCGAUCGUUCAUGGAAACAAGUAUGGGGCGUUCUUCGGGGUCCAAUUCUUCACUUCUAUAAGGAUCGUCACAGCCAAAGUCCGUCGACAACGAGCGACGGCGAAGCGGGUCAGAACGUAGACGUGAGGUGUUCCUUGGUCGACAUUGCUGAUGAUUAUACCAAGCGGAAACACGUGCUACGCGUGGCGAACCCCACGGCGGAAGUUCUUCUACAGGCUGAGGACGCCGCCUCGAUGGCCCUUUGGUUGAGAGCACUUCACAAGCAUGCAGCAGCAGAGAAGCCUACGGACAUCGAGGCGAGUACUAGCAAACAACAGGCUGUUCCACAAACACCAGGACCAACCAGUACGUCGACCGCUGCGGGUCAGCCUGCAAGUCAGAGAUUGAGUCCCUUACCUAGUCACAAGGGUAUCAGAAAAUUGACUUCCUUUCGAAAUCGUUCACCCACUGGACAAUCACCGGCAAAUAAAACACGUAAACCAAGUCAGACUGUGGAGCCGAUACCCUCGCCUAAAACUAAAACCUGGAAGGGCAGGGUGGCCAAACAAUUUAGGAAGAUGCAUGGACAGGCUGGAUCACCGUCAUCUCCAACGACACAAUUGCCACCGGAAGGUGCAACCUUCAAAAUUCCUCUUGAAAUGUGUCCACCGUCCUCCUUCUCCGAGUUCGUCCCCUUGAUCGUCGAGAUGUGCACCAGUAUAGUCGAAGCCAGGGGUCUGGAGGUCAUCGGCAUCUACAGGGUGCCUGGAAAUACUGCAGCCAUUUCUCAACUUACCGAAAGUGUGAACAAGGGUUUUGAGAAUAUUAAUUUACAGGAUCCGAGGUGGAGCGAUGUCAACGUCAUUUCCUCCCUUCUCAAAUCCUUCUUCCGUCAACUACCCGAUUCCCUCUUGACAGCCGAUCUAUAUCCGAUGUUCAUCGAUGCUGACAAAAUAGAAGAUCCUCAGCGCAGGAUGGCAACGAUUCGCAAACUCCUGAGGGAUCUGCCUGAGCAUCAUUUUCAGACACUCAAGUAUCUCAUGUUUCAUUUGAAGAGAGUCGUGGAGCACAGUGAGGUCAAUAAAAUGGAAGCUAAAAAUUUGGCCAUUGUCUUUGGACCAACUCUGGUUCGUGCUAGUGGUUCAAGGGACAAUAUGGUUACAAUGGUUACUGAUAUGUCUCAUCAGUGUAGGAUCGUUGAAAGUUUAUUGAACAACGUGGAUUGGUUCUUCUCCGAAGAAGAUUUGGACGACUUAAGUAGACUGAGCGUGAACCUGAGCUUACCGGCUGACGGCAAUGAAGUUGAACCUACAUCAAAUACAAACCACAGUCUUCUUUUGAAUAAUAUACAAAAAGUUGAAGGCAUGCGUGAUAUGGUCUCAGCUAGGGAUAUUGUAUCCUCAAUCAUAUCCGCAGCUAACAGGAAAAUGCAGAGAAGACGUAAAGGUCACGAUGAACCUGACAACGAUGAAAUCGACGAAGACAAGUCAAAGUCAAAGCACAGCGACACCGGAAGUAUGGCAGCCGCACGACAGAGCAUGGCGCUGAACGAGCGUCAGUGCUCAGUCAGCGAGAUAGUAUUGAUGCACGAGAGCAAGAGUCAACAAUCGAAUCAACAGACUUCCGGUAGUGGUGAUCGAUCAGAUCGAUCGGAUUUAUCGAUCUCGUCAGCUGGCAAUUACGUCAGUCCAUCAAAUGGAUCGUCAAGUAGAUCCAAGUAUUCAACCAGUCAGUCCAGUCAGUCUGUCGUGGUAGCACCAUCAUCGCCAGAGUCUUCUACUCACUUGGGAAACGAGAUGGGAUCCAGCAACCUGGACAGCAUCUCCACGAUCUCGAACAUCUCCAACGACACUAAGCAGAGCAACGACGAGGUAGCGAUACGUAGCUACGCAGGACUCAGUGCUACCACCCAGGAGAGGAUACGAAGGUUCGAGCAGGAGACCAAGGCGAUGCUCCAGAGGGACCAGCAUCGUCAGAGACGAGAAGCUGAGAAGAGGGAAGAGGAAAAGAAGCGAAUAGACAUGGAAUGGCAAUUGGCGAAACGCGAGAUGGAAAACGAUGACAUUCUUGACAGCAUCGCCGACACUACUGUCACCCCGAGCUUCUUCUCGGAGAGACUUUCCAAUCUUAACGAGAGACUGGCUGACAGAUCGCAUGAGCCUACCCAGGACAGACACGCAAGAUCAAGAUCCACCACCCGGAUCGCUCCGAUCUCAGUUGCUGUACAGAAGAAGCCCACGGCUCAGCAAAAGGCACAGGCCAGUACGCAAUUGAGUAACAUACUCGGUGAGAAGAUGAACAACGGUAUCAUCAAAAAAUUCAAGACUGACAAGGAGCCCUCGUUGGAGUCUGCUUCCUUAAGCGGGGCUCGCUACGGCAGUCUCGACUCCCUGCACGAGGUCCACGCGCAUCCUCACGCCUCGCCGUCGCCGUCGCGUCAACAACGAGGAGUCCCGGGUGACAUAUCGGAUGACGCCGGAUCUUGUUUUCUACACUGGACUCAGAAGAUUCUCACUAUUAACAAAAAGCUUUCUAGGCACACAGCAACUCCGGGUUUUUGGUGCUACAUAUCGUCCCAUCUACACGGUGCUGCAGGGGCCAGUGGCACCUCCCCGAAGGCACCGACCCCAUCCCCACCCCCAACCGCCACCGGCCCCUCUCGCUCAGGCACAUCAUCAUCGUCAUCAACGUCACAGCCCACAGAGCCAGGGCCCUCAGGAUCAGGGGCCGUGGCGACAUCCAAGACUUUAAACAAAUUCCUCAGAGGUAGCGAUCUCCUGACCAGCCUCACGUCGACCUUUGACCGCAAAUGGAAGUCACUCGUUAAUCCCAACAGUCAACUGACCUCGUCCAGUGAAUCCGCGACGCCGAGAGUACCUGAUGCUAAGACUGAUCACGACGAGACUCUGUUGGUUACUGUCGAUGAUCAACCUGAACCGCGACAUUUUGCUGAUCUCUAUAGAGAUCCAAGUCUUCAUAGAUCAGCUGUUGAUACCAAUCGUAUUGUUCCACGUUUAAAAGAUAACGCACCAGAGAAGGAUACGGAUUGUACUGUCGUCGAAGGGACUGGCGUUGGUCUGAAAACAGACAGGGCCAGGACGGUUACGGUGUCCUCGUCCUCGACGCCGGAUAACGACAGGAACGUUAUUAGACAGAAGGACGCGAAGAGUACCGGAAGCGCGACGACGUCGUUCUCAGGAACGGGUGCCGAUCGCAGCACCUUUCUAGACGCCACUGAAAAGGACGAGAGCGAUGGAACGAAACGCUUUGAAUCUUUGGAGAAAGAUCAGGAUGACAGUGCCACAGUAGUCUCCUGCGUCUCGACUCGAACCGACGCCGAGUCACGAGAGGAAAAGCGCACUGGGGACGAUGGUAAAAAUAGUCCUGAGGUCGAGUCCACGUCGUAUUCUAAUAAGCUUGAGAAAUUCGAGAGUCUCAGUCAGGGUAAUCCAGAGUCCCGGUCGCGUCUCAAGAGAUCCGAGUCGCUGAACAAGAGAACCGAAAGCGCCGCGUCGAAGCUCAAGAGAUCAGAGAGUUUGAACAAGCACUCGGACAGGUUAGCUUCUCCCACCAAUGGGAAGCUUAAGAGAUCAGAAAGUCUGAACAAACAUUCGGAGAGAUCAGUGUCACCGAACAGUAAGCUCAAGCGAUCCGAGUCUUUGACCAAGACGGAGAAGACCGAGUGCAACAUCAGCAAGAGGCGUCAGUCGGUCAGGAAGGAGAGUGCUACCAAGCUGAAGAGGAAGAACGGGAUGCCGGAAAGAUCAAUUAAGAGGAGACACACUGUCGGAGGGACCAAAGAUUUUGACAAAGUUCACUGGCUCGAUAAUAAGCUCCAGGCGGAGGCGGCCGAGCGCGUCAUUAAGAACGACAACAAGCCGAAGAAGAGCCAGUUGAGGACCAGCUCGCCGGAUUUGAGUAGCAAUAGAGUUAACGUUGCCGACACCAGCUUCCUGAUCGAAGUAAGCUUUCGCGGACCUAGUAACGUCGUCUUCAACGUGACCAACGCUCAACCUCAAUCCCUACCCGAUGACAAUCUCGCCUCUAAGGUCUUCAAAGUCCCACUAGAGAGUCACGUCUAGACGUAUUGCAAAAGGUCAUAUUACUUCUCUGUGAUACUAAAGAUCUGGACUGCUCGAUGAUGACUAUGCCGAUGACCAGGAUCAGGAUGGCGAGUUCCUCCACCAUUCUUUCGCUAACAUAAUCAAACUUAUCUCUACGAACUGAAUCAUAUCAAAUUGAAUAUCGAAAAUCCAUACGUCUGUUCCGGCUAUUUCCAAACACUGCAUUUCAUUGCUUUUUACUUCCUCGCCUUUAUUUCCAAACAAAUCCAUCCGUUCUCAUUAUUCGUGAUAAGACAACCGAGUGAUAAGCUAGAGAAACGAAUUGCCUGUAACGCAUUGAACGAAGCUCAAGGCGCCAUUGUUUUUAGUGAUAAUGUGGCAGAAUGGAGGAAAGCAUCGAUGAAAAGAAUGGAUGGGAAUAAGGAAAGCGAAAGGAAGGAUAAAUAACAGGAAGAAAACGAAAGAAGGAAUUGGAUGGAAGGCAGAUAGGAAUAUAUAUAUACCAUCAUGGGUAUAUCCAUAACGCGUCAAUUAUAUACACAUCAUACUUGUGAAUUGUGAUCGUGCAAUUUUUUUUGUACAUAAUACGAUAAAGUUUUCAAGGAUACGGCGUCAGUGGGUAGCGUUAGUUUUUUAACGUGACGAUCUGUCUGACUUUGAAUUUAUAUUUUAAUAAUAAUUUUACACGCCUCGAUCGGAUUAUUCGGAGGUUUUACGCGAUCUUCUCCUUAACGAGUAUUUAAAUUUACCGGGCAUACAAAUAUGACUGUCCUAUAGCCAUUGGAUCGUUUGCCGAAUUGUACAUACAUAAUAUAGAUCUAAAAAUAUAUAUUUACAUAGUAUAUGCAUGGAAUUUAUAAACGUCGAUUAAUCAAUUGAUAAAAGACACAUUGGAGCGAGAGGAGAAAAAACAUAAGGAUACACUAUGUUAAGAUAAGAAAGAUCAAGGUUGACGGAAAGAGAGAGAAAGAUGAAAGACCCUUCUUUUGCUAAUUCUGAAAUUAGACAACUUUUUGAUGCACGAUGUGAUAAAAUUUCAUGGCCUCCUGUCCGACUCUCUCUUAAUUAUCUCCUUAUCUAUCGUUCACCUAUUUAUCUUUCCGCAUAGUUUCUACGAGCAUACUUUUUAUUUUAUUUUUUUUUUCUUUGCCCAUGGAGGUUCCAUUAUUGUGUUAAUGUCCGCACGAGGCUGCUGCUACGAUAGCUUAGGGUUUAGGGGAAGGAUUUUUUAAGUUUAGAUUCGUUAUUAAAAUAAAAAGAACAGGAGCGCGUUAAGCAAGGAAAAUUGUAUUUUGCAUCCUUAAAGAUAAUUCGUAAUGUUGUCUUGGCUCCUUGAAGAAGUAAUUUCAAGGAGCAGUUAAUAUCUGAAAAUAAAAAAAGAGUUAUCUAUUAGACACGUUGAGGAUGACUUUUCGAUUUUAAGUGUCUGGGAGUAUGAAACGCCUGACCAUUUAUCAUCGAUGCCAAUUAUUGUGGCGAGGAUAAGAAUCGAUAUGGGUUAAAAACGAUAAAAAGUCUGUCACUAAAGAAAUUUCUAUUACUAGUGUUUAAACGGGAGAUGAACAAUAUUAUUAUAUUUAUCGAAGUUGUUUCCUAUGUAUAAGAUUAUUGUAAAUACGACGACCCUUUCUUUUCUUUCUCUUUCGUUCAUUGAGAAAUCGUAAGUUUGUAAUUGUUCCGGGUUAUUAAAAUAAAGAAAGUUGUAGCGGCUUUUUCUUGCUACUGAGAAAAUGCCCUACGCGUUGGGGUAUCGUCUGCUUUUCCUCGUAAGAGAGAAUUCGACUGUCUUGCCAAAAUUAUCGCGACGAAUUUUCUUGGGGAAUUGGGUAAUCUUGCGCGGCGUUUAAAUAUCCAAAUGGUUCACAUGUAACUAACUCUACGCUUGUAUAUAUGAAGAUAUUUGAAAUUCCGAUUAUAACGAUAAUAUUAUUAUUUAUUUCCAGAAUAAUCUUAAUUGUGAUUGUAUUAUUUAUUAAUCGCAGCUUAAGUCUGUCGUUUGAAAGAAUUCUGCACUGUUGGAUGGAAGAAAUAUUGAAUUUGUAAAUAAAUAUAUUCCUAUGAGAAUUGAA